CCUCUUUGCCUUCGGGAGCAUCUCGGCUCGCUCACCUUGCUCCGGCGGCGGUGGCGUCGGCUGCAGCCUCACCUGCUCGCUUUGCCUGCCUCGGGAGGGGGCCCUGCGCUUGAGGCCGCCCCCCACCCAGCCAGCCAGCCCGCCAGCCCCCAGCCCCACCUGGCCUGGCCAUGGCCGUCGAGAAGGAGAAGAAGAGCUGCGGGCAGGUGAUGCACGAGUGGAAGGAGUUCGUCUGGAACCCCCGCACCCACCAAUUUAUGGGGCGCACCGGCAGCAGCUGGGCUCUUAUCCUGCUCUUCUACUUUGUCUUCUACGCCUUUCUGACGGCCCUCUUCUGCCUCACCAUGUGGGUCCUGUUGCAGACCGUAGACCCCUUCCUGCCUAAGUACCAGGACCGCCUCUCCAUCCCAGGCAUGAUGAUCCGUCCCAGGACAGACACUCUGGAGAUCACCUAUAAUCUAACCAAAACAGAAUCUUGGGAUAAUUAUGUGAAAAUGCUCAAUACUUUUUUGGAAGCCUACAACGACUCUCGGCAAGCGGCCAUGAACGAAUUCUGCCAGCCGGGCCGUUACAACGAACAGCCCGACAACGGGGUCUUGAACUACCCCAAGAGGGCCUGCCAGUUCAACCGCACAUUCUUGAGGGACUGUUCGGGACUCAACGACUCGACUUACGGCUACCAGGAGGGACGGCCUUGCAUCCUGGUCAAAAUGAACCGGGUCAUCAAAUUCUACGCAGGCGCCAACCAGCCCAUGAACAUCUCCUGCACGGCCAAGAUACCGAGAUCCACGCAGGAGAAGAAGGAAACCAUCCACGAAGACGAGAGCUUUAAAGAGGAGGAGAUGCAGAAGCUGGGAGAGAUAGCCAUGUUUCCCGCCGAGGGCAACAUCGAUCUAAUGUACUUCCCGUAUUAUGGGAAGAAAAUUCACGUCAACUACACCCAGCCCGUGGUGGCGGUCAAGUUCCUCAACCUCACUUUUAACCACGAGCACAACGUGGAGUGUAAGAUUAACGCCGCCAACAUUAAGACCGACGAACGAGACAAGUUUGCCGGACGCGUGGCUUUCAAAAUCCGGGUCAACAAAAAAUGAAGCUGACCCCCUUCCCCCCCCCUCCUCCUCCUCUCCUCCAUCUCCUCGACCCCCCCAAAACCAGCUCCUUCCCGGUGACUCUUGGCAAUCCCAACACAGAGCUUACAACGACUAACAGGUCCGAAGCUGACGGAAAUUGGGGGGAGGGUGAUGGAUUUAGGGGCUCCCCUUUGGCCGCUGCUGUUCACCUCUGUCUCACUAACCUUUGCUGUUAGACAAUCCCACCUCUCGUGUUGACCCAACAACGAAGGGUUUGCUCCCACCUUAUCUUCUCAUAGAGCCCCUCACCCACCCAAUACUCGGUGACCCCUUGAUUGAGUCUAACAUCCCAACGGUGUCCGGCAAGGAGAGGCUCACCCUUUUGGGCCCUCGUCCUGGCGGCGCUCCCUGUUUCCCCUGGAGAAGUUUCCUAAUAUAAUAAUAAAUGUAUAUAGAUAUUUUUAUAUAUAUAUAUAUAUAAAAGUAUAUAUUAAAAAUUAAGGUACCGCGGAAUCUAGGUAUUUCCCUGCUAUAAUAUGCAUGGAUCGGGGCUGGAAGACGGUAGCCAGGAUAGCUAGUUUUGUCUGCCACCGGGAAUGCCUUGCGCCCCCAAAGCUUGUGGCCGUCGCGACAGGGAAGGCAGCUGGGGGUUGGUGUGUGAGUGGGGGGGGGGCCCAUUGAUUGCAGGAGGGCUCACUUCUUCGGUAGACCCUGCCCAGUUUACAUAGCCCUGGUGCUUCUCAACCAAGGCACCUUGAGGAUGGGUGGACUUCAGUUCCCAGAAUUCCUCAGAAUUGUGCUGUCAUGGGGUUAUUUUUUCCAUUUUAUGCUGAAGUCAAAGGUAUGUUACGUCUGCCGCAUUCCCGCCAUCUAUUUAAAAAGUUGUAUGACAUCCACCGCAUUCCCACCCUCUAUCAACCCAGUUAUGACAUCUGCCGCAUUCCCACCAUCUUUUAAAAAGGCUAUGACAUCUACCACAUUCCCACUAUUUAAAAAGUUAUAUUACAUCUACUGCAUUCCCACCUUCUAUUAAAAAAGUUAUAUAACAUCUACCACAUUUCCACCAUCUUUUUAAAAAGUUAUAGGACAUCUACCGCAUGCCCACCAUCUAUGUAAAAGGUUAUAUUGCAUCUACCGUAUUCCCACCAUCUAUUAAGAGUUAUAUGACAUCUACUGCAUUCCCACCAUCUUUUGUAAAAAGUUAUAUUAUAUCUACCGCAUUCCCACCAUCUAUCAAAAAAGUUAUAUCUACCGCAUUCCCACAAUCUAUUAAAAAAGUUAUAUGACAUCUACUGCAUUCCCAUCUUUUUAAAAAAGUUAUAUUACAUCUACCACAUUCCCACCAUCUAUCAAAAAAGUUAUAUUACAUCUACCGCAUUCCCACCAUCUAUGUAAAAGGUUAUAUUGCAUCUACCGUAUUCCCACCAUCUAUUAAGAGUUAUAUGACAUCUACUGCAUUCCCACCAUCUUUUGUAAAAAGUUAUAUUACAUCUACCGCAUUCCCACCAUCUAUCAAAAAAGUUAUAUUACAUCUACCGCAUUCCCACCACCUAUUUAAAUAGUUAUAUGACAUCUACCACAUCCCCACCAUCUAUCAAAAAAGUUAUGACAUCUACCACAUUCCCACCAUCUAUCAAAAAAGUUAUAUUACAUCUACCGCAUUCCUACCAUCUAUUUAAAAAGUUAUAUUACAUCUACCACAUUUCCACCACCUAUUUAAAUAGUUAUAUUACAUCUACCACAUCCCCACCAUCUAUCAAAAAAGUUAUGACAUCUACCACAUUCUCACCAUCUAUUAAAAAAGUUAUAUUACAUCUACCGCAUUCCCACCAUCUACAGUGGAAAUGCAGUAGAUGUCAUAUCAGAUGGAUCAAAAUUUACAUAAUUUGAUGAGAAGUUCUGGGAGCUGUAAUCCACUCAUCGUCAAGGUGCCAAAGUUGAGAAACACUAUACUGGGUGCAGGUGCAAAAUUAUGCUGAUUUUGCAUGAGGCUAGUCCUCAAGAAGAAAAACGUCUAGGAAGCUGGCUUGGCCUCAAAACUCCUAAACUGGGCUAGGAGUGCAAUUGCACAAAUGCAGCGGCUUACGGGCAUGGCGGCUGUUGUACGACAGCCCUGGUGUGCGGUCUCCUUGCAAAAUUAAACUGCCAUGGCAUCUGUGAAUGCAGUUUGUUGGUUUUAAUUUCUAACCCUGCAUUUCCGCUUUCCCGUUCUUUUUUUCCUGUCCUAGGAUCGACACAAACUGUCUCUAUUCAUUAGUGUAUAGUUGUUUAAAUCUGUUGUAAUAGCAGCACCUUGCACUACUAUAAAUCAAAUUCCAGUUUCCACCAUAACCAUGGGGGAAGAAAUUCUUGACUGAACUAAUGACGAUCUUUUACCCAAUGUUAGUUAACGGUUGGAGAUUUUUUGCUUUCUCUAGAAACUCUCCUGCAACAUCUGUUCUCUCUCUAUUCGUUUGGCAAAAGAAAAAAGAAAAAAAUAAGUAUUUUAAACAAAAAGGAGGGUUUUUUUAAAAACUUUCUUUGCGUUUUAUCGUCGUGGUAAUAUUAAAAUGUCCUCCCUUUCUGGUUUAAAGAUGCACCUUUGAAGAAUAUGUAUGUAUGAAUGGCACUCAUAACUUUAAAAACUCCUCUGCUUUUUAACUUUCUUGUUUUUUUUCUUUUUUGGUCUUGGAUUUUAUUUGCAGAAUUAUUUAAUUGCCUGUAUCAGAUUUACUGUGAAAGAAGAGAAAUAAAACUUUAAAAAAACAAA
Messenger RNA from Crotalus tigris (Tiger rattlesnake), 3819 nucleotides. It is a transcript of the gene ATP1B2, whose product is annotated as ATPase Na+/K+ transporting subunit beta 2. The transcript has 9 exons. Lineage: Eukaryota; Metazoa; Chordata; Lepidosauria; Squamata; Viperidae. Gene Ontology annotation, molecular function: ATPase activator activity. Gene Ontology annotation, biological process: intracellular potassium ion homeostasis; intracellular sodium ion homeostasis; potassium ion import across plasma membrane. The coding region runs from base 171 to 1091 and encodes 306 amino acids. Gene Ontology annotation, cellular component: sodium:potassium-exchanging ATPase complex. The record is from RefSeq and is a predicted model, not a curated record.